AGGAGAGGCGCCGAGCCGGCGAAUGAAUCCGCAGCAAGAAGCGCGGACGUGUCGCGCAGCAUCAGACAAAGUGAUGGAGAAGUGACCGGAGGAGCAGCUGCCUCUGCUGCCGCUGCUGCUGCUGCAUCUCUCCCUCCCUCCCUCUCUCUCUCACACACACUCCCAGCAGAGUAGACCCUGCGAGUGAAAUCGGCAAAGAUCCCCCUCCUCCUCCUCCUCCUCCUCCUCGUCGCCCAGGGCGGGCUCCCUCUUGGGCAGCAGCGGGGCGGCAGGCUGCAGUCCCGAGCGCAGCGCUCUGCGCCCGUCGAACUUGCUCUUCCAGCUGCAGCAGCAGCCGGCCGCGAGAUCCAGGGAGCCGGACGCCCGUCGAGGCCGGCGCGCUUCGGAGGAGGAGCGCAGUCGGGCCGGGAGAGAGCUGAGCGGCCAGCAGCAGCAGCAGGACUUGGACUGGCAGCAGCGGGAGGACUGCGGAGCAGGGAGGCGGCGGCUCCAGCCAGCCGUCUGUCUCCGGGCGGGUGCCUGCCCCGCAGCCCGGGGAGAAGGGAAGGCGCAGGCCGCCGGAGAGUCGAAUGCGCGCCGCGCAGCAGUGGAGAGCGGCGCCGCCGAAGGGGAGUCCCUGCUGCUGCUGCUGCCGCUGCUGCGGCUUUGCUGCCUGCCGGGCCUGCCAUGAGCGGCGGCGGCGGCGGCAGCAGCCGGCGCCUGUGGGGGCCCCCCUCGCACUCCAUGGCCGGCGGCGGCGGCGGCCCCUUCCGCGAGAGGCGCCGGGGUCCCGGCGGCAGCAACAGCAGCGCGCUCUGGUCGGCAGCCCUGGACGCCGCCUUGGGCGGCCCCAGCAACCGGAGCUCCCUCUUCCCGCGGGACCUGGACGUGGACGGCCUGAUGGGGGGCUUCGAGAGCGGCCCCGCCUACGAGGGCGAGUCGCAGAGCCCGACGGCCAAGGCGCUCCUGGUGGUGGCCUACUCGGUCAUCAUCGGCAUCUCGCUCUUCGGCAACCUGGUGGUCUGCCACGUGGUGGCCAAGAACAAGCGGAUGCAGCACUCGGCCACCAGCCUCUUCAUCGUCAACCUGGCCGUGGCCGACCUCAUGAUCACCCUCCUCAACACCCCCUUCACCCUGGUGCGAUUUGUUAGCAGCACCUGGAUUUUCGGGAAGCUGAUGUGCCACAUAAGUCGGUUUGUCCAGUAUUGCUCUGUCCACGUGUCUGUGCUGACCUUGGCUGCAAUUGCUCUGGACCGCCACCAGGUCAUAAUGCAUCCCCUGAAGCCCCGCAUGUCCGUUGUGAAAGGAGGACUCUGCAUCAUCAUCAUCUGGGUGAUGGCAAGCUGUUUCUCUCUGCCCCAUGCAAUCUACCAGAAGCUGAUAUGGUUUUCUUAUGGGAACAGAACCAAGCGAAUGGUGUGCCUCUCCAGCUUCCCCCCUCCGACCGACCUUUUCUGGAAGUACCUGGAUUUGACCACCUUUGUCCUGCUCUACAUCCUGCCUCUGCUGGUGAUCUCCAUCACGUACGCCAUGGUGGCCAAGAAGCUCUGGAUGAGGAACGCCAUUGGUGACGUGACCAUGGAGCAGUACUACACCCACCAGCGCAAGAAGAAGAUGACCCUGAAGAUGCUGAUGAUGGUGGUGGUGGUCUUUGCCGUCUGCUGGUUCCCACUCAACUGCUACUUGGUCCUCAUGUCCAGCAAGGCCAUCCAUAGCAACAACGCCCUAUACUUUGCCUUCCAUUGGUUUGCCAUGAGCAGUACCUGCUACAACCCCUUCAUUUACUGCUGGCUGAACGAGAGCUUUCGCGCAGAGCUGAAGUCCCUGCUGGCUGUGUGCUCAAGGAAGGAGGUCUCCAGGAACCACGCCUUGCAAUUCGUGUCGCCUCCUUUCAGGCACGCCUGGGAUGAGAACUACCCCUGCAAACGGGGCUCUCAGCAAACAAUAGAUAUCUCCCACAGGAACUCAGCGAGGACAGACAUAUCCAUUGUUCAGCCAAUUGUACCCGGUAGCUAGACUGGCUGUCCUGAGAGGACUCUCCCAGACUUGCCUGUUUGGGGUAGCAGCAAACCUGGGUUCCUGGAGAGACCCUGACUAGGGGCCUUUCAGCCCUAGUCUCACACCUGUCAGGGAGCACUGCUGGUUGCAGCUGCUCAGGAGAUGCGCUGGUGAACAGGACUGCAGUCCACAAGGGCACUCCAUCUGGGAUGGCCCAGAAUCGACCCUCAGGGCUGGUGCCUUCCUGGUCAGCCAGAGCUAACUUGGGAACUUGGCUGGAAGGUCCCCCAUUGGCAGCUCCAUUUGCAAAUCUUUAGGGCUUCUCCUUCAAUGCCACAGCCUGCCUCUUGACCUGGGCCCAUUUGCAAGUUUUCCUUCAUGCAUGGGGACUUCAUGCAGGCACAAAGCAGUAUGUACUGGGAGGAAAGGGCUAUUUUUCUGCCCCUCCUGGUCCUGAAAGGAAGCCACCAGUUUGGACCCAGCCUGCAACUGAUAGUCAGGAGGGAGAGACAAGGAGACGCAAAGAAUACAAAAGUGCUCCCCUCUGAAAUACUGGAGCCUUCUACAGACACUACCUACGUGUUUUAAAAAACAAACAAACCUGAGGGCUAGAGUCAUGCUUUUUUGUGCACUAAAUGCUGAGGGAAUUUUCUCCCCUAGACAAUCUAGUUUUACAAUGUCAAAUUUUGGCCCAUCGCGAAUGAGAAAGUAAAUAGCUUUUUGGUGAACAGCCAGAUUUUGUCAUAGGAGCAAGAGGCUGAACAUACGGAGGUGUUGGUGGAGCAUUUCAGUAGAUCAGAGCAGAUCUGGGCCCCAACACAGCAGUAUGAGCUCACACAGCAUCUGAGCCUGUUCUGAACCCCCUUCACAAGACAGGGAUCGGACAGAUCAGCUGUUCAGUAAGGAAGAGGCUAAAUUCACUGCCAUCUGCUUUCCCCAUAAUAGCUGAGAACUGUUAUUUUUGGAAGAGGGCCUUAUGUGCACACAGUCUUGGCAUCUGCAUUGUGGGGGGGGGAUCACACAUCUGCACACAUCUGCAUUGGUUCCUCAUCCUUUGCAUUCCUUUGCUAACUGGGCAAAGAGGCACCUUUUACUGUGGUGAUUCUCUUUAUUUAGCAGGGGGAGAGUAACUGGCCCUCUCCACCCCCAGCACAGUACUUCCAAGUGACUGUGGCUGGUGUCUAGCUUAUGUUUCUUUUUAGAAUGUGAGCCCUUUGGGGACAGGGUUCCAUCUUAUUUGUUUGUUAUUUUGCUGUGUAAACUGCCCUGAGCCAUUUUUGGAAGGACGGUAUAGAAAUUGAAUUAUUAUUAUUAUUAUUAUUAUUAUCAUUAUUAUUAUUAUUAUUAUUAUUAUUAUCCAUCCAGGCAUAUAGAGGCAGGAGGAGACUGCACCCAUAUGGGUAGUCCCUAAAUGGAUUGAGACCCUAUAGACAAGUAGAGGGCUUUCCAUCCAUUCUUGCUGAAAGUUGGACAUUUUGCUCCAGUGACUGGAUUUGUUUGGAAUGCUUACACUGUGAUGUAAACUGAUCUUUGCUAACUCACAUUCUUUCCUAAGCAAGAUUAAAGUAAUUCCAGAU
Messenger RNA from Hemicordylus capensis (graceful crag lizard), 3554 nucleotides. RefSeq names its product G-protein coupled receptor 83-like. Gene Ontology annotation, biological process: neuropeptide signaling pathway. The transcript has 4 exons. Gene Ontology annotation, cellular component: membrane. Lineage: Eukaryota; Metazoa; Chordata; Lepidosauria; Squamata; Cordylidae. Gene Ontology annotation, molecular function: neuropeptide Y receptor activity. Bases 667 to 1995 code for a protein of 442 amino acids. The record is from RefSeq and is a predicted model, not a curated record.